Molecule: messenger RNA, 1495 nt
Organism: Sitophilus oryzae (rice weevil)
Lineage: Eukaryota; Metazoa; Arthropoda; Insecta; Coleoptera; Curculionidae
Product: neural-cadherin-like
Exons: 7
Biological process (GO): homophilic cell-cell adhesion
Cellular component (GO): plasma membrane; cell-cell junction
Molecular function (GO): calcium ion binding
Source: RefSeq, a predicted model, not a curated record
UACAGUGUGCAACACGUGUUUAAAUACUUUUUUUCGGUAUUAGUGUACGCUUUUUGUGAUUUACUCCCUUGAUUUUGUUUCUGAAAUACUUAUUAACCGGUAAAGCUUUUCCUCUCCAUGUGAUUUCUCCAGUAGUAUAAAAUUUUGAUGAAAAAAUGGGAUUAUUUGAACUUAUAUUUAUUAAAAGUCGGUGGUGGAACAAACUCAGGCCAGUUCGUCAUAGAAGAAAUAACUGGUGUAAUUCGUCUACAUUCCAAACCCAUCUCGCUGGAUCGUGAUAAAUAUGAACUGAACGUCACUGCCAUGGACGAUGGAGCAUGUUGCGUCAACGGAGACCUUACCAUACAUACCAGUACGGCUGUGGUGGUGGUUUUCAUAACUGACGUCAAUGACAAUAAACCCAUGUUCAAAGACUGCGGAACUUAUUACCCCAAGGUCGAGGAAGGAGCACCCAACGGUUCUCCCGUUAUUAAGGUUCAUGCCACUGAUGAAGACAAGGGCGUCAACGGCCAAGUCAAGUAUUCUAUUGUACAGCAGCCUAACCAGAAAGGCACUAAGUUCACCGUGGACGAAGAAACUGGCGAAGUGUCGACGAACAAAGUGUUUGACAGGGAAGGAGACGACGGCAAGUUUGUAUCUGUCACUGUGAAGGCCACCGACCAAGGCGAACCAAGUCUAGAGGGCGUUUGUUCCUUUACAGUGGAGAUAACGGAUGUUAACGAUAAUCCACCAUUGUUUGAUCGACAGAAAUACGUCGAAAAUGUGAAACAAGACGCCAGCAUUGGCACCAAUAUACUUCGAGUUUCCGCUUCCGACGAAGAUGCCGACAACAACGGAGCCAUUGUGUACACACUCAGCGCUGGAUCCAACCCUGCCGAUCUGGAAUACUUCGAAAUCCAGCCAGAAAGUGGCUGGAUCAUUUUGAAGAAACCCUUGGACAGAGACAGGUACCGAUUGCGCGUGCGCGCCUCCGACCGCGGCACGCCCCCCUCCUUUGCCGACGUCGACAUCGAGCUCGAUGUCGUGGACAGAAACAACAAGCCGCCUCUGUGGGACAGAGAUACGUUGAGCCCCAUCCACAUUAAAGAAAAUGUCACAGUGGGAACUGUGGUCACCUCGGUCAAAGCCAGGUUUCGCGAGACCUACAAGCUCGAGGCCACCGCCCAGGACAAGGGCUACCCGCCCCUCGCCCGAUCGGUGGAGGUGCAGAUCGACGUGGUCGAUCGGGCCAAUAACCCCCCAGUGUGGGACCACGUGGUCUACGGCCCGAUCUACAUUAGGGAGAACUUCCCGGUGGGCGCAAAGGUAUACUAUUACAUCGUCGAAUCACCGAGGAACGAAGGCAAGGACUUUUUCGAAAUCAACAAGGAGACCGGGGAGGUGUUUACCAAGGUGGUGUUCGAUAGGGAGAAGCAGGGGGCAUACGCUUUGGAAGUGGAGGCGCGGGAUGGGGCACCGUCGGCCAGGCCUAACAGCGACAACGAACCCAAUUCAG